Molecule: messenger RNA, 627 nt
Organism: Paramecium tetraurelia
Lineage: Eukaryota; Ciliophora; Oligohymenophorea; Peniculida; Parameciidae
Exons: 3
Source: RefSeq, a predicted model, not a curated record
AUGCUCUUUAGUUAGAAUCAAAAGCCAACUCAUGUAUAUUACAUAAUAGAGGGUGAAGUGAGAUUGGAAGAAACACAGAUUGAAAAAAGGAUGCCUAAGAAUAAGAUGUUGGCAUCGACCUGUAUGGCAAAGAAUAGAACGUUGCUAAUAAAGUCUGCUGGCUCUUUGGUUGGAGAAAUCGAAGCAUUGCUUGAAAAACCUUAUCAAACCACUGCCAAAAGCAAUGUUCAUUAUAGCAAGGUGCUCUUGAUCCCUGAAGCUAUUUACAUAGACUUGAAAAAACAAGAUUACUUGCAUUAGAGCCUCGAAACACAGCAUCAAAAGGAUUAAUUAAUCUUGAAGAAGAUCAUCCAGCUAAAACGAAGAAGAUUGGAAUUGCAAGAGAUUUCCCCUGAGAGAGACUCCUCUUCCUAAACCAAGAUUAGUCGAGAGGACUUCAUAGUGCAAUAAAACAAAAGAAUACAAAAGAAACAAAAUUUUGAAUUCAUUAAUUUAACGCCAGAAGCUCCUUUAGAGUGGCUGCUCCUGAUGAAAAGCCAGAGAACAGAACUCGAUCUAUAUCCGCUCCUACUAAAGCUAAAAUGCUAUCUACCAUAAAAAGCAUUAACAGCACUGAGAAAAUAUUGA